Molecule: messenger RNA, 1848 nt
Organism: Candida tropicalis MYA-3404
Lineage: Eukaryota; Fungi; Ascomycota; Pichiomycetes; Serinales; Debaryomycetaceae
Exons: 1
Coding region: 1-1848 (615 amino acids)
Biological process (GO): positive regulation of actin filament depolymerization; actin filament depolymerization
Cellular component (GO): cortical actin cytoskeleton
Molecular function (GO): actin filament binding
Source: RefSeq, a predicted model, not a curated record
AUGUCAAUUAAACCUGUUUCAAUUACUGUCCCACAACCUUCAACUCAAAGGGGGCAAGCCACUCAUAUUUCCUAUGAUCCUAAACAUGAACGUUUGGCCUAUGUCAAUGGGAAAUCAAUUAUUGUGAGACCAGUCGAUUAUAAAUCGACUUCGCCUACAAUUGUUUUCAGUAAACAUAUUUUCCCAACUACUGCAGUUAAAUUUUCACCAUCAGGUUUUUAUAUUGCUUCCGGUGAUGAAUCGGGUCAGAUCAAGAUUUGGGAUGUUUCUCCUAAAUCAGAACCAACUUUUGAGCAACCAAUUAUUAAAAGUGAAUUUCAAGUCAUGUCAGGUCCAAUUAGAUCAAUUGCUUGGGAUGCUGAUAAUUCCCGUAUAAUUGCUGUUGGUCAAGGUAAAGAAAAAUUUGGACAUGCUUUCUCUUGGGAUUCCGGUAACUCCAUUGGUGAUAUCCAAGGACAUAGUUCUGCUAUUAAUGCAGUUGAUAUUAAACCUCAAAGACCAUACCGUGCUGCAACUGUGGGUGAUGAUCAUGCCAUGGUUUUCUUCAAUGGUCCUCCAUUUAAGUUUGAUAAGAGUUUAAGAGGCAAACACACUAAUGUUGUUAGAGAUGUCAAGUUCAGUCCAGAUGGACAAUAUAUUGUGUCUGUUGGAUCUGAUAGAGUGAUUAAUAUUUAUGAAGGAAAAACUGGGGAAUUCAUUAAAGGGAUUGAAAAAGCUCAUGAAGGUGGUAUUUUUGCUGUCGCUUGGUUACCUGAUUCCAAGUCUUUUAUCACUGCUUCGGCUGAUAAUACAUUGAAGAAAUGGGAUGUAGAAAGUGGUGAAUCUGAUCAAACUUAUCAAGUCAGUAAGACUACAAGUGUUGCCAAUCACCAAAUUGGCUUAGCAUUGACUAAAGAUUAUAUUGUUUCCCUUUCAUCCAACGGGAAUUUGAAUUAUUUCAAGCACAGUGGGGAAUUGGAACAAGUUGUUAAAGGACAUCAAUCCCCAAUAACCAAAGUUGAACAUACCAAAGGUACUAUUUUCAGUGGUGGAUCUGAUGGUAAAUUCUUUAAAUGGCAAGUUGCCAAAGAAGGGUUGGAAGCUUUACCUGUAUUACAAGAUGAUGAUGAGCAUACCAACUAUAUUGUUGAUAUUUUAACUGUUGAUGAUGUUACCUACACAACAGGGUGGGAUGAUACCUUGAAAGUUUGGAAAGAAGGUAAAGUAACCAAAUCAGUUAAAUUACCUGCUCAACCUAAACAAUUGAGUAAAAUUUCUGCUGGUGUGAUUGUUUUAUUUGAAUCUCAAUUACAAUUAUAUUCAGAUUUACUUGAAUUGAUUGCAGAAGAAAAGUUCAACUUUAAUGCCACAUGUAUUGCUCCAAUUGAUGCUGAUGGUCUGAAAGUUUUGGUCACCAAUAACUCUACCAAUACCAUUGAAGAAUUUGAAAUUAAUGGCGAAAAUAUCAGUAAAUCUUCAAAGGAAUUUCCUAAAAUGCGUUCUCCACCAACAUUAAUUAGAGUUUCACCUGAUGGAGAAUAUUUUGCUGUUGCUGAUUCAGCUGGUAAGUACACUUUAUUUAAAAGUUCUGAUGGUAGUGUUGUUUCUACUCGUUGGGCAUUCCAUACCAGUAGAGUCUAUGAUGCUAAAUGGACUCCAGAUUCCAAAUAUUUGAUCAGUGGUGGUUUAGAUAGUGGAUUAUUUUUGUAUUCUGUAGAAAGACCAUCCAAAGUUAUCAAAUUUCCAUUGGCACAUGCAUCAGGUGUUUCUAGUUUAGAUUGGAUUGAAUUUGAUUCAGAUAAGAAAUCAGGUACUUUCGUAACUUCCGGAUUAGACGCCACUAUUAGAACAUGGGAUGUUUCUAUUUAG